Molecule: messenger RNA, 2503 nt
Organism: Xyrauchen texanus (razorback sucker)
Lineage: Eukaryota; Metazoa; Chordata; Actinopteri; Cypriniformes; Catostomidae
Product: sphingomyelin phosphodiesterase 5-like
Exons: 8
Coding region: 189-1832 (547 amino acids)
Biological process (GO): sphingomyelin metabolic process
Cellular component (GO): cytoplasm; extracellular region
Molecular function (GO): sphingomyelin phosphodiesterase activity
Source: RefSeq, a predicted model, not a curated record
UCACAAUGCAACUACAGCCGGAUCCCAAAUUUAGAAAUCCCGGCCGGACGCUUUUUUAAGGUCCGAAAAAGAGGACUUAUGGUCACUAUCCAAACUAACUACCGCAGUGUGCUCGAGACAGGAUUCAAGAGCACAUUCGGAAGAUUUGAGAUGAGAAGACGUCUUGCUGUGGAGUCCGGUGCUGAGGCAUGUCUUUGAGAGAGUCUCCUUUCUCCGAUGGUGUUUUGGAAGUUCUCCAUGCUGUAGGAUGGGGUCUCAUCUUCCCGUGUUUCUGGUUCCUGGACCGCCUCAUCGCCAACUGCGUCUACACCACUCUGGAGCGCUUGCAGAGGCGCGAGCAGCUCCUUCCACUUCAGGUCAUCUUCGGCUCCAUCCUCUUUUUCAUCUUAUUCGUAAUUUCCACACCCUUCGCCCUCCUGGGGUUUGUGCUAUGGGCGCCUCUGCAAGCAGUUCGCAGGCCGUUCUCAUACCACCAACAGUUACCAAUUAUCCCCAUGGAGGACCGGAAUGCCCAGUGGGAGGAGACGGGUAAAGUCAGUUUCGGAUUUGUAUCGGCCAACCUGUGCCUACUGCCCGACAGCCUAGCGCGCUUCAACAACCUCGGACACACGCAGCAACGUGCCGAAAUCAUCGGACAAAACAUCGUCCAAGGUGUGAUGCGCCCUCACAUCCGUAUUUCCGUGGAUUCUCCAAGUAGCUGCGGCACGGUGAUGCCAUCCAGCAGUCUGCUUCCACAGGCCGCCCCAUCCACGUAUGGAUCAGUAGACUCCAACGCAGGACAGACGGGGGACGUUGAACCGGAUGGAAAUAUUCCAAAUAGUUCCGCAAGGAAUUCCAAAGAACUCAACUGCAUCCAAAACUCCAACCAGCAUGGCGUCCAAGCGCGCAGACACUGCGACAUUCCGAUGGAAGUGUCCGCUUUGUUCCCGCCCACUGUGGAUAUUGUGUGCCUGGAGGAAGUUUUCGAUAAGAGAGCUGCUUUCAAACUCAUGCAGGCCCUCGGACCGCUCUAUGGUCAUGUGAUCUAUGAUGUCGGUGUUUAUGCGUUCCAGCCGCCUGGAACCUGCUCCUCUUUCAAGUUUUUUAACAGUGGAUUAUUCGUGGCCAGUCGCUUUCCCGUGAUUGAGGCCCGGUACAACUGCUUUACCAACGGCCGCGGAGAAGAUGCACUGGCUGCCAAAGGCCUGCUCUCUGUAAAGGUGGAAAUAGGGUUGCAAAAAGGAGACAAGAAAAUGGUUGGAUAUUUUAACUGCACUCACCUACAUGCUCCUGAAGGACAUGGAGCGACACGCUUUGAGCAGCUCAACAUGUUGACUAAAUGGAUCAAUGAGUUUCAAGCAGGCACCAAGAAAGCGGACGAAAUGGUGAUGUUUGAUGUGCUGUGCGGAGACUUCAACUUCGACAACUGUUCCCCUGAUGACAAUCUGGAGCAAAGGCACGGGCUGUUUGAAGACUACAGAGACCCCUGUAGAGCGGGACCGGGUCAAGAGAAGCCCUGGGCCAUAGGGACCCUAUUGGAACAACCGAGUCUCUAUCAUGAGAACGUGCGGACCCCCGACAACCUGCAGCGAACUUUGGAAAGUGAAGACCUGCGCAGAGGGUAUUUAUCCCCUCCAGUCCCCAUGACCGGUGUCCCUAUGGUGUACCCCGAGCCCGAUCAACCCUGGGUGGGACGUCGGAUUGAUUAUCUUCUGUAUCGAGAGAACUCCAUCGCCAGUCGCUGCUCAACAGAGGUGGAAGAGUUUACGUACGUGACUCAGCUGGCGGGUUUGACGGAUCACAUCCCCGUGAGCUUUAGACUCGGUGUCACGCUGGAUUCAGAAGAGAUGUGAAGAUCAUCGGUCAUGCACGCUUUCCAGUGGACCAGACUUACACAUCUGCAUAUUCAUGAGAGAGAGAGAGAGAGACACACACACACACAGAGAGAGAGAGACAGACACAGAGAGAGACAGACACAGAGAGAGACAGAGAGAGAGACACACACACACAGAGAGAGAGAGACAGACACAGAGAGAGACAGACACAGAGAGAGACAGACACAGAGAGAGAGACAGACAGACAGAGAGAGAGAGAGACAGACACAGAGAGAGACAGACACAGAGAGAGACAGAGAGAGAGAGAGACAGACAGACAGAGAGAGAGAGAGAGAGAAUAACUUUGAAAUAUUUGCCAUGUGAGGAGAAAAACACUAAAUAUCACAAUCUGAGUUACUAUCUGAUCAAUGCAAUCGUUUCUGUGCAUACACUCGAUGCCAUAUAGUUUGUGUGUGUGAGUGUUUGUGUUUGUUUGUGUGUGUGAGUGUAUGUUUGUGUGUUGUGUUUGUUUGUGUAAGUGUUUAUGUGUGUAUUUUUGGGUGUUUGUGUGUGUGUGUGUGUGUGUGUUUGUUUGUGUGUGUAUUUUUGGGUGUUUGUGUGAGUGUUUGUAUUUGUUUGUUUGUGUGUGUGUGUUUUUGGGUGUUUGUGUUUGUUUGUGUGUGUGUGUUUUUGGGUGUUUGUGUGAGUGU